Molecule: messenger RNA, 315 nt
Organism: Symbiodinium sp. CCMP2456
Lineage: Eukaryota; Dinophyceae; Suessiales; Symbiodiniaceae
Source: the annotation of a GenBank genome assembly
AUGCCGGGAUACGUGAACCAGCGUAUUGAAGAGCUGAGACGAAGGCUCGCAAAGGCUUCCAAACAGGAUGGUGCUGAGGUCAGUUUCCGUUUCCGAUUCCUCGAUGUGGAGUCGAAAUCGAUCUCCGAAGCGCAGGUUUGCAGCGACCACAAUUAUCCCGUCCUCUUGAAUUAUUGUGCCACUUUCGCUGGUGACUUGCCAACGAAGAAAGAAACGGAGGAAUGGGCCGAGGAAGAAGCUGGAGUUCUUCGGUCCUACGCUUCCUGGGCCUGCGACCGUGCGCAGCGUAACAAGACAACCAGGCGAUUCAUCUAG